Molecule: messenger RNA, 2107 nt
Organism: Echinops telfairi (small Madagascar hedgehog)
Lineage: Eukaryota; Metazoa; Chordata; Mammalia; Afrosoricida; Tenrecidae
Gene: TMEM265
Product: transmembrane protein 265
Exons: 2
Coding region: 1459-1815 (118 amino acids)
Cellular component (GO): membrane
Source: RefSeq, a predicted model, not a curated record
UUUUGUUUUUUUUGUUUUUUUUUUUAGUUUUUUGUUUUGUUUUUUGUUUUUUUUAAGAAAAAAAUAAUAAACUUAGUUUCUGUACAAGCAUCCGAGUAAGGAGGCUUCUGAUUUUCUGGCUUGAUGGUGGGUUGGGCGGGGACUUGGGCAUCGUUGUUCUGAGCCCUGUAAUUCUUGUCAAGACCUUCCCCAGCCUGCUGAUCUCUAGCCCUGGAUGACAUAAGCUUUUGAAUCCAAAGUCUCCACCCAAGAAGGAAGGCUGGCAAGCCCAGUCUGGGAGGGUACCGACUGUCACUCGAGCUGAGCACCUUUUGCUGCCUUAUUGUCUCUGGGUUCUUGGGCUUUCCCCUGGGACUGCCUGAGCCUCCUCCCCAAAGGCGGGCGGGCAUCCUGCCCCCAGUUGCUCCAUCAUCGCUUGCCCCUCCCUCCUUCCCUCCUCCAUCCAGCUGAACUGGUUUGAGUCAGCCACACCUCCCCAGCUCUUGGGGCUCCCACGUUGUGGGGUAGCCACUGUAACCUCACUCCUGGGCUUGACUUAAGAGACCCUGAGCCAACCCAUCCUGCACCCCAGCCAAAUCGAAUCUGAAGCAGGAGCCGAACGAAACUCAGUUCCUCAGGGCCAGUCACCAGGUAAGAAAGAGCCCCGGUCCCCGUUUGUUCCUACUCCAGCUCCCUGGUCCUUGCGUUCCUGUGGUUGUGUGUAUCUUACCCAAGUUUCUCACACGCUCCCCCUGCAGCUUAGUGCCCCGUGUCAUUUGUUCUCUGUGUGCUGUGCCCUUUGCACACCUUUAUCCGUGGUCACAUUUGGGGGGGGGCGGGUACACAUGGUCUCAGCUGGGAGCCAAGGAUGUGGUUGGAGAUUCGAGGGCAAAGGGUUUCUGGGUGGGCCCUGCUGCCGUUGGGAGUGAUUGUAAAGGGGCUGCUGUCUUGACGUUAAUUGGAGAGGAGGUGGAAGACGUCACACAGGAGAAGAGGUUGCAACUGGGUCAUUCUGGUCAGAGUUGUGGUUUCUCGGCAAUACAUCUGACAGCACAAGAGGGAAGCUGGGUCCGCCACCUGCUCCAGCCGUGAGCCAUGUUUUCACUUGGAGCGGGGUAGAGGACCUAGGGUCCCGUGCUCCGGGCCAGCCCCUGGGGAACUUGAGGGAACCCUGCAACCCAUACAUGGUCUCAGAUUCCUAACCUGGUUUGAAAUCCUGUGUUUCUCUCCUCAGGUGCACCUGUCACUGUCCCUCCGUGCUCAUCACUGAGUAGCCCAGAGAAUGCUUUCCUACUGGCUUGUCCUCUUAAAACCGAGGGCAGAUUGCAAGCCCACGGUUGUUCUGCGGGUGCAUGAGUCACUGGAGGAAUUCCUGAGAACUGAGCUAGGCAGCAUUCCUAGGAGCGGGCUAGGCCAGGAGGACAGUGGGAGAGGGGUGAAGUCUGAGCAAGCCCAGCCAACGGCUCCCCUCGGGCUCACAUGGACCUUGACUGUUGUCCACAGGUGAUGGAGGACGCAGAGAAGGCAAUGGAGACCUUGGUGAGCCCCACGGAGGCUGCUCCUUCUCCUCCCCCUCUCCGCUGCUGCUGGCUCCGCCUCCGGUACUGGGCGGCCACUAGUGUUCUCUGUGGUUGUUCUUGCCUGGGAGUGGUGGCUCUUGUGUUUGCCGUCAAGGCAGAAGAGCGACAUAAGGCAGGCCGGUCUGAGGAGGCAGUGCACUGGGGGGCCCGGGCACGGAGGCUCAUCCUGGCCAGCUUCCUUGUCUGGCUCACGGCCCUUGCUCUGGGCCCCCUGCUGCUGUGGCUGCUCUCCUAUGCCAUCGCACAGGCUGAGUGACCCUGGUGGCCCCUGCGGAGGAUCCACGGAGACUUCCUGGACGCUGCAGUGCGCCAGUGCUGGGAUCCAGUGCCAGCAGCAGGUCCCAUCUGGUUGGAAGGAUGGUGUUGGAGAAGCACUCAAAGGAGGCAACUGUUCAGACUGAUGAGAGGGAUCAGCCCGCCCCACCACCGCGCCCCACCACCCCGCAUCCCCCCAACCAUCUGCAGGGCCUCCACCUGGAAGUAGGGCUCGAGACCAAGCCUGACUUUAUGGCCCUGUUGUUUGUUUUACAAUAAAGCACUUUGGUGAA